AUGGUGACACCCACGCUCGAGCAGAACUACCGUACCAUCACUCUUCGCACAAAACUACGGCUCUUGGCCGAGGACGUGGUGUUCCAGAAUCAGAGCAGUGAGUGCCAUUUGUACAGAAAACCCGAAAAUGCGAUUGCAAAAAAACGCAAGCUGGUCAAGAAAAUUGUGAUUGUGGGAAUCCACGGCUUCUUGCCCAUCAAGUUGGUCAAGACGUUAAUUGGCCAGUCCACGGGAAACUCCGUCAAGUUCGUGGCAGAAGCCACUCGUGCCGUGCAGCAGUGGCUUCAACAGAACAACCCAGACUACGACCCCCUGCACUACGACAUCCAAACAAUUGCACUCGAGGGGGAGGGCAAAAUUGGGGAAAGGGCCCAGAAGCUCUACCGAUUAUUGGAGAACUGGAGAGCCAUUUUGGAACAAAGCCACUUCCUUUUUGUGGUGUCGCAUUCUCAGGGUACGCCAGUGGCUAUCCAGUUGCUUGCCAGGCUUGUUGGCGAGAUGGCUCCGGGUGCAAAAGUAGGUUUACUAAGCAUGGCAGGAUUCGGAAUGGGACCCAUUGCUGGGCUUGACUCCAAGCUCGUAAUCCGAGCGUUCACUCCUAUCGAGCGCGAGAUCAUUGGCGAGAUGUUCGAGCUCCAGAAGCCUGGCAGUGAGCUCUCAAUCCAGCUCAACCAAGCCAUGGAAGUGCUCAUCCACCAUAACGUCAAAAUCACGUUUUGUGGGGCCAUCGACGACCAGUUUGUCGCCAUCAGCUCGUCGUUGGCCAACCAGUACCAGCACCCAAACAUCUUCCGCGUGGUGUACGUCGAUAAGGACACCCAGACGCCCGAGUUCGUGGUGAGCUUAGUGAAAACCAUUGCCAUAAUGAAGAAUAUGGGGGGUUUUCGCGACUACGGGGUAUUGCGAGACAUCGGCGAUCGGUUCGUGGGGACAGUGGGUGCGGGAAGCCACUGCAAGGUUGCGCGGGACCCACAGGUGUAUAUGAUGGGUGUUCAACACAGUUUGGAGACCACCAGUGUCACCAGGGCGGUGCGUCAUCCCCUCCGGAUCCAUGCAUCUGGCGGGCCUGUGCUCGUAAAUGAUGCGUUUGCUCACAUGUACAUGAUCCCGUGGAACGUUCGCAGCUUGGUGCAAGAGCUUAUUCAGAUCAACAAUAUUCGCAAUGUGCAGUUGUUGCGGCACAUGGUGCGCCAGUACCGCGGAUGGCAGCCUGUCAACCGGGCAUGGAAGGACGUCAAGUACUGCCUCAGUGCGUUGGAAGAGCUAGAGGUGGACGAGUUGGUUUUAUAG
This is a messenger RNA of Suhomyces tanzawaensis NRRL Y-17324, 1290 nucleotides long. RefSeq lists its product as uncharacterized. The transcript has a single exon. The record is from RefSeq and is a predicted model, not a curated record. NCBI's taxonomy places the organism in Eukaryota, Fungi, Ascomycota, Pichiomycetes, Serinales, Debaryomycetaceae. The coding region runs from base 1 to 1290 and encodes 429 amino acids.